Molecule: messenger RNA, 2179 nt
Organism: Salvelinus namaycush (lake trout)
Lineage: Eukaryota; Metazoa; Chordata; Actinopteri; Salmoniformes; Salmonidae
Product: rho guanine nucleotide exchange factor 25-like
Exons: 12
Coding region: 1-1515 (504 amino acids)
Biological process (GO): axon guidance
Cellular component (GO): cytoplasm; plasma membrane
Molecular function (GO): guanyl-nucleotide exchange factor activity
Source: RefSeq, a predicted model, not a curated record
AUGACAGGGGGCACCAAAAGUCUGCAAUAUUUGUCAUCCUCUGUCUCUCUGUCCAGGUACGUACUGAAGGAACUCAUAGAGACAGAGAAACUGUAUGUGGAAGACCUGAGGUACAUAGUAGAGGGCUACAUGGCCACUAUGAAUACCAAGGGCAUACCUGAGGACAUGAAGGGGAAAGACAAGAUCAUAUUUGGAAACAUUCACCAAAUGUUCGACUGGCAUAAAGACUACUUCCUGGGGGAACUGGAGAAGUGUAUAGCAGAACCAGAGAGACUGGCCCAACUUUUCAUAAAGCAUGAGAGGCGUCUCCAUAUGUAUGUGGUGUAUUGUCAGAACAAACCCAAGUCAGAGCACAUCGUCUCUGAGUACAUCGAGACUUACUUUGAGGAGCUGAGGCAACAUCUGGGUCACAGGCUACAGCUGAACGACCUGCUGAUCAAACCAGUCCAGAGGAUCAUGAAGUACCAGCUGCUGCUCAAGGACUUCCUCAAGUAUUACACCAAAGCCGGGAUGGACACAGAGGAGCUCGAGAAAGCGGUAGAGGUGAUGUGCUUUGUGCCCAAACGCUGUAACGACAUGAUGAACGUGGGACGUCUGCAGGGCUUCGAGGGUAAGAUCACAGCGCAGGGGAAGCUGCUCCAGCAAGACACUUUCACAGUGGCGGAACAGGACAGCAGCUUCCUGUCCAGAGCCAAGGAGAGGCGCGUCUUCCUGUUUGAACAGCUGGUCAUCUUCAGCGAGCCAAUCGACAGGAAGAAAGGAUUCUCACUUCCUGGUUACACCUUCAAGAGCAGCAUCAAGUUGAGCUGUCUGGGGGUGGAGGCUCCGGUGGAGGGGGAGGCGGGCCGAUUGGUGCUGACCUCACGGGGGGCUGACGGGACUGUGGUGAGAUACGUGCUACAAGCCGCCUCCCCAGAGGUCUGCAGGGCCUGGGUCAACGAUGUGGGACAGAUCCUGGAGACCCAGAGGAACUUCCUCAACGCCCUCCAGUCUCCCAUCGAGUACCAGCGCAGAGAGGGUACCAACAAGUCUAACAGCCUGGGCCGGAGCAUGAGAGCCCCCCUGUCUUCGGCCAGCAGUCCCCUGCGCCCCCACUCCUCAGCCUCCAUCGACCGCCAGCGCCUGCCCUGGCUCCGGUCCUACAACACCUCCCUCCCCACCCUCUACCUGCCCAGCCAGUUGGGUCAGGGAACGGGCCUCCAGGGCCCCUCUGAGACACACACACCCCGGGAGUCUCCUCUGGUCAGUAGGAACUCCCAGACAACAGUCUCGCCAUCUCACGUCCAGCUGGCUUUCACUGACCAGUCUGGUCUGUCUCACUACUCUCAGACCCAGACCUCCCUGCAGUGCCAAGCGGGGUCCAAUGGGCUGCAUAGCACACAGCAGAGCGCAGGAGAGGGCUGCAGUACCAGGGGCCUGCCUGGUGAGGCUGUACCUCCUCCUGUAUCUGUCUCUGGUCCAUUGGCCGGCAAGCGCUCCAGCAACCUGGCCCAGCUCAAUGAAGAUGACCUAUGAGCCCUGACCCCUAGGAGGAAGGAGGUUCACGGACCGCCACAGCUACAGAGAGAAGAAGGAGGGCCUCAUCUCGGCUUACCAUAUGUUGAUGCUAUUGUGACUUAAGGGUCCUUUUGAAGGUGGAUGGGGUGCUUCUGUAUGGAGCAAGGACUGGAUGGAGACUGCUCUUCUGGACUGUUGCUACUGCUUUUUCAGACUGUUACCGGGCGGUUCACCGACAUUCUGAGAAAUAUAAACCAUGAUUCUAACGGAAUAUACAGUAUGCGCCUUUCAUCUGAUUUUUUUGAGCGAUGUGAUUUGAGGUUGAAGACGUGCCUCUGCGUGGGCACCACUAAUGGGUAGCACCCAGCUAGAUGUUGCAAUGGCUGAGGUUAUGAAGGACACUUAAUGGACAUCAGGUAUUAUGGUGACUUUGCUUGUUUUAUUAUGACGACUUUGCUUGUUUAAUUUUUCAUUUUGGAGAAUUUCUAUACAGUAUAUAUUGUGCUGUUUACCAGAGGCCUGUGGGAUGUGUUCAAAGGAAGAAGAAAAAAGUCCAUUCCUGAUUGGGGAGGUCACUGGAGAAGUGUCUGUGUGUGAGUGCGCACGCUGCAGGCAUGUGUGUGUGCGUAUGUGCGCAACAUGCGUCUGUGUGUGCAUGUGUGAGUGAAAUGCGUCCGUGUGU